CGCGCCGAAGUGUCAGUGUUGCAGUAAACAUGGCCACUUUGGCAGAUGUCGGCUGGAAGCUGCUGGAGUUUAAAGCCAGGUCCAGACGUUCAGAGUUUCAGUAGCGUUGUAGUGUAGCUGAGAGCGAGGAUUGCGGUAGAGCUCGCCUAACGAAAAAUGGCCUCCACUGCAAAUGAGAAUUCCAGUCCGCGACACAAAUUCAACAGAUAUGGCUCCAUUUAUGAACCCCUCAAGCUGUCCAUCCUGCACCAUGAGGACGAGCCGCUGUGGGAGAAGCUGGACCGUUCCUACAAUGCAGUUAAGUCCACUAUACUGAACUAUCAGAGUCCCACCACUGGGCUGUUCCCAGUGAAGACGUGCUCUAACUAUGAGGAGGCGAAGGUGAGGGACUCUCUGUACUGCGCGGCGAGCGCCUGGGCUCUGGCGAUGGCCUACAGGCGUAUUGAUGACGAUAUGGGCCGAACACACGAGCUGGAGCACUCUGCUAUCAAGUGCAUGCGGGGGAUCCUGUACUGCUACAUGAGGCAGUCGGACAAGGUGGAGAGGUUUAAGCAGAAUCCGAGUCCACACACAUGUCUGCACUCAGUGUUCAACGUGCACACCGGAGACGAGGUGCACUCGCACGAUCAGUACAGCCACCUGCAGAUCGAUGCCGUGUCUCUGUUCCUCCUCUACCUGGUGGAGAUGAUUUGUUCUGGUCUCCAGAUCAUCUACAACACUGAUGAGGUGUCCUUCAUCCAGAACCUGGUGUUCUGCGUGGAGAGGGCAUAUCGCGUGCCGGACUUUGGGAUGUGGGAGAGGGGGAGCAAAUACAACAACGGCAGCACUGAGCUCCACUCCAGUUCUGUUGGGCUGGCCAAAGCAGCGCUGGAGGCCAUCAAUGGAUUCAACCUGUUUGGAAAUCAGGGAUGCUCCUGGUCGGUGAUUUUCGUGGAUUUGGAUGCUCACAACCGCAACCGGCAGACCCUCUGCUCCCUGCUGCCCAGAGAGAGUCGAUCACAUAACACGGAUGCUGCCCUCUUGCCCUGUAUCAGCUACCCAGCCUUCGCAGUGGACGAUGACGCUCUUUACAGCCAAACGCUGGACAAGAUUGUCCGGAAGCUGAAGGGGAAAUACGGCUUCAAGCGCUUCCUCCGAGAUGGCUACAGGACGGCCAACGAGGACAAGAACCGGAGAUACUACAGACCGGCAGAGAUGAAGCUGUUUGAUGGCAUCGAGUGCGAGUUUCCCAUAUUUUUCAUCUACAUGAUCAUUGACGGAGUGUUCAGGGGAAACCCAGCGCAGGUCAAGGAAUACCAGGAGCUGCUGCAGGACGUCGUUUUCCAGUCCUAUGAUGGCCAUGCCGUCAUCCCCAAGCACUACUACGUACCGGCGGACUUCGUGGAGGCUGAGCAGAAGAAGCACGGCAGCCAGAAGCGUUUCCCUAGCAACUCGGGCCGUGAUGGGAUGCUGUUCCUCUGGGGUCAGGCUCUGUACAACAUCGCCAAGCUGCUGGUGGACGGUCUGAUCAGCCCUAAGGAUAUCGACCCCAUCCACCGCUACGUCCCACGUCAGGACCAGAGGAACGUCAGCAUGAGAUACUCCAAUCAGGGUCCCAUUGAAAAUGAUGUGGUGAUCCAUGUGGCACUUAUUGCAGAGAGUCAAAGGUUGCAGGUUUUCCUGAACACAUAUGGCAUCCAGACGCAGACCCCCCAGCAGGUGGAGCCCAUUCAGAUCUGGCCUCAGCAGGAGCUGGUGAAGGCAUACCGCUUCCUGGCUGUCAACAAGAAGCUGGGGCUUAGUGGGCGUCCAGAAAGGCCAGUGGGCUGCAUUGGGACUUGUAAGAUUUAUCGGAUUUUGGGGAAGACUGUGGUCUGCUACCCGAUCGUCUUUGAUCUCAGCGACUUCUACCUGUCUCAGGACGUCAUGCUGCUGAUCGAUGACAUCAAGAACGCCCUGCAGUUCAUUAAGCAGUGCUGGAAGAUGCCCGGACGGCCUCUGUUCCUGGUGCUCAUCAGGGAGGACAACAUAAAGGGGAGCCGUUUUAACCCUGUGCUGGACAUGUUGGCCUCAUUCAAGAAGGGCAGCAUCGGAGGGGUGAAGGUCCAUGUGGACCGCCUUCAGACCCUGAUCUCUGGAGCCGUGGUGGAACAGCUGGACUUCCUGCGUGUCAAUGAGGCUGAGAUUCCAGAGUUUAAGAGUUUUGAAGAGCUGGAGUUGCCGAGGCACUCGAAGGUGAAGCGUCAGACCAGCACUCCGAACGCCUCGGAUCUGGAGCAGCAGCCCGAGAUCAACAUCCAGGAGUGGUACAACAGACCCACGUACGAGAUCCUGCAGAAGUUCAAUGACUGUGGUUGUCUUGCCAGCCAAGCUCAGCUCGCCAGCAUUCUCCUGAAGAAAGAGGGUCCCGACUUCUUCAGCAGAGACGAGAGCCUGAAGGACGAGCUGGAGCGGAUCUACAGACAAGCGGGCAGCCGGAAGCUUUGGUCCGUUGUGCGUCUUGCUGCCAGUCUCUUAACUAAGCUAGUGGACAGCCUCGCUCCAAGUAUUACUAGCGUAUUAGUGCAUGGCAAACAGGUGACCCUGGGCCUUUUUGGACAUGAGGAGGCGGUGAUCUCGAACCCACUGUCUCCGGGGGUCAUUAAGGACAUCAUCUACAGUAAGUGCAGCCCCCACGGAGAGCGUGAGGCCGUCCUGCAGCAGGAACUGGUCAUCCACAUCGGCUGGAUCAUCUCUAACAACCCCGAGCUGUUCAGCGGGAUGCUGAAGAUCCGCAUCGGGUGGAUCGUCCAGGCUAUGAAACACGAGUUGGAGAUCCGUGCAGGGGACAUGCGCCCCCAGGACAUCUACCAGUUGUCCCCUAGCGAUGUCAAACAACUGCUUCUAGAUGUGCUCCAACCGCAGCAGACCGGCAGGUCGUGGUUGAAUCGAAGGCAGAUAGACGGCUCCCUGAACCGAACUCCGCUCGGCUUUUACGAUCGCGUGUGGCAGAUAUUGGAGAGAACUCGCAAUGGCAUCAUGGUGGCUGGCUGUCACCUUCCCCAGCAACCCACUCUGUCGGAUAUGACCAUGUACGAGAUGAACUUCUCCCUGCUGGUGGAGGACACGCUGAAGAACAUCGUACUGCCUGAGUACAGGCAGAUUAUAGUGGAGCUGCUGAUGGUGGUGUCGAUUGUUCUGGAGAGAAACCCGGAGCUGGAGUUCCAGGAGUCGGUGGAUCUGGACCGUUUGGUUAAAGACGCCUUCGCAGACUUCCAGAAAGAUCGCGGUCGACCUGACAGGGCUGAGAAACAGGAGGACAUGGAGGUGUUCUAUAACACUCCAGCCUUGGGGAAGAAAGGCACCUCCAGCUACCUGACUAAAGUCGUGAUGAUCCAGCUGCUGCAGGGCGAGGUGAAGCCCAGCAAGGACGACCCCUGCUCCGUCAGCUAAACGGCCUGCGUCUUCGCCAACGCUGGGCUUUCUCUCUGUGUCUUCAAAACGCCCACCGCUGUCCUAGCGGACCACCGCUCUCAGCUAAAUCUGCCCAACGUGGGAUUUCUUUUCUGCUUAGGCACUUUUUCACCCCUUGCCCUUUGACAAACUACCAUGAACUCUUACAUCUAUUUUUAAGACUCAUGCUCUUUACGCUUCUCUCACUUUUCUCUUACUGUAGGGUUUUUUAUUUUAGUUUACAGUAGCAGCACUUUCCUUUUUUAGAUUUUACCUCAGACACCAUGUGCUGAGUUUAUAGCUGAACACGGUUAACAGACUUACACCUUUGCCUUUCGUUGCCGUCGUGACAAAAAGUUCAUAUUUAUGUGAGGAAACUUUGAUCUAACAAGAUUUUAUUCUAGGCAAUUUCGACGCAUUUCCGUUGCUCCAUUCAUUAUGAAAUAUUCACACACUGUAAAAAAAACAGUCAAAUUUUGGAAAAAAUAUUUUAAAAAGGGAGUUAUGAGGUUAUAUCAUAUCAUAUCAUAUAUACUAAGACAACAAAACUUCUCACUGUGAACAGAAAAAACACUGCAAAUGAUAUCUUGAUACAUGAACUCAUCUUAAAUCUAGAUGCUAUAGCUAAUAUUUCUAUUAUGAGGCUUUUUUCUUUCUGGUCUUUUUCCAUGUUUUUAGUAACGGUAUCUCAGGUGAUUUUACAUUUCAAGAAAUAAUGCUUAAAGGAGCUUUUCGUUCUAAAAAAACGCAUUGUUAUUUGUCAUGUUAGUCAUGUUACAUCCACCUAGCAGCACCCCGGCGACCACCAGAUACCAUCUAAUAACGCCCUAGCAACCACCAGAUGUACCACAGCAAGCAGUCAGAAGCUCUAUCAGCUCCCUUGGAUAACACUGGAACCGUUCAACACCCUGGCAACCACCAGGCAUACCAUAGCAACCAUCUAACAACACCCUAGCAACCAUCAGGGUAAUCACCAGGGAUACCAUAGCAACCACCUAACAGCACCCUAGCAACCACCAGGUAGCAACCACCUAACGACCACCUGGGAUACCUUCUUAACUGUAACGCUAGUCUUCUGCUUUUUUCAGACAGCUGGCAAAGCUCAGAUAAAAGCUAUAAUAACAUGAUAUUACAAUAAUAUAAAAUUCUGUAUCACAUGACUAAUAGAUGGUAUUCAUAGGGCUACAUACGCCAGCUUUUCACAACAGACAUAAACCUACAUAAACAUUUAUAAAGGCUUAUUCCAAGCAUCAGGUGUCAUAAAGGCUGCUUUUGAAAACCGUCAUUUCACCUCAGCAAGUCUUGUGACAUCUGUUAAUAAUAAUCCUUUAUUAGAGUCUGUAUAGGUUUGUCAUUUGUUGCGAAGGGCUUAUGUAGGCGUCAUGCAGCCUUUUGAGCGCUACCCUUCAGUAAAGACCUACCCAACAAUGUCACUAGCAUUAGGAUGAUUUCACUUUAUAAUGUAUCAUUGAUGCAGGGAAUAUAUCCAGCGGUCCUGUAAGGCGGUACAUUACAGCUCUGCAUGCUUCUUGUUGUGCAUGGAGUGGCUUCAGCGUUGGAAAUGCAGUUAGUGUAGAAGAAGGAUGUGUUUGAACUGUUGUCAUAGGUGCACUUGUUUGAAAAGGGGUCACGUAGCCUCGGUAAUGGUAGAAAAGGUCGCCGUGCACGUUUUAAAAGGGUUUCGGGCCGUCUUGCCGCAGCGCGGGUCCUUCCUUAGCUGACUUUUUGGUUAGAAGAAUAGAGCGGAAAUGUAUUCAGUGUGUCUCUGUGUGUGUUUGUGUGAGCGUGUGUGACUUUUUCUUCCUAUUUUGUUUUCUUGCAAUUUACAGUAGAAAAGAAAUAAAUGCUAAUUGCUCACCUGCAUAA
Pygocentrus nattereri (red-bellied piranha) is the source of this 5277-nucleotide messenger RNA. It is a transcript of the gene phkb, whose product is annotated as phosphorylase kinase, beta. NCBI's taxonomy places the organism in Eukaryota, Metazoa, Chordata, Actinopteri, Characiformes, Serrasalmidae. The coding region runs from base 157 to 3411 and encodes 1084 amino acids. Gene Ontology annotation, molecular function: calmodulin binding. The record is from RefSeq and is a predicted model, not a curated record. The transcript is spliced from 32 exons. Gene Ontology annotation, cellular component: phosphorylase kinase complex. Gene Ontology annotation, biological process: glycogen metabolic process.